AUGCUUGGUUGUCUUGCGCGACGUGCAAGACAUUUUAUUCGAGAGAACGUUUCGCGGCGCUGGAUUUCCGUUCAAAGCGAUGACAAGCUAUACCUACCCGGAGCGACCCUCCACCUUCAAUUCCAAGCAGAUGGCUCCAAUACUUUUGAACCUCUUUCCGUCACGGUGGUUAAGCGCUUCGAGCCUUUCACGUCUGCCAUCGUGCUGCUUGUUCGGCUGGGAUAUCGCAUUGGUAAAGGCGGGCCAGUGCCGUGGUCGCCUUCCCUCGGAGAUCAUCUGCAACACGCCAUACGUGAUAUCCAAGAGGGUGUAGCGCCUAAUCGGUUGGAGCUCAUAUGUGAUGAUGAGAACCGACCUGACAUCGAGCUUUGGGAGGACUGGAUGUGGGAAGUUUCCAGUUGGCAUUACAAAUUGUCGAACCACAACACUGAACUUGCUGCAUACCGACUUUUACACCGACUGCAAGGCCGGUACAUUCCCCAUCUUUUCGGCGCUGUUAGUCUUCACAUUAACCCCGAUUCUACUCCCCUUCAUCCCAUCACCGAUGUCGUCCAAGAACUCAUUUUCGAGUAUAUCCCUGGCACCAGUAUGGCGAAGCUCAAGCCUGGUAUUGACAUCUCGGAGCAAGAAGCAGAGAGGAUCUCCAGCCAAGUCAUGGAAGCAUUCCGUGCUAUCGAGGCCGAGAACUGCGUCCAGCACGGUGACAUUCACAUGGGCAAUGUUGUUCUACGGGAAGGGAGCCGAUCCCCAGUCAUCAUUGACUUUGGACGGGCAGGCAUAAGAGAUCCUGAACUCAGCGAUGAAGAGUGGUCGACUGCCGUCCGGGGAGGUCCAGACACACGUUACAUGAGAAGGCUUCUGUUGAAUCCUGAAGAUGGGCCUUGGAAGCGAACUGCGACACCGUACGAGAUGUCGGACCCGCAUUAUAGGAAUCCUUUGGUCUUUAACAGAUAUGUCGAAAGCAUGCCUGAGGACUUCCGUAGGGUGACAUUUGAGAGGGUUUUGGAUACGGACUGGGAAGGGGCGCGAGAGAAGGUAUAUCAGUGGAGAAUACGACCGGGAGUUCGUUGUAGACCCGGCUAUGACUACGACUAA
Molecule: messenger RNA, 1095 nt
Organism: Desarmillaria tabescens
Lineage: Eukaryota; Fungi; Basidiomycota; Agaricomycetes; Agaricales; Physalacriaceae
Exons: 3
Coding region: 1-1095 (364 amino acids)
Source: RefSeq, a predicted model, not a curated record